Messenger RNA from Salvia splendens (bonfire salvia), 1149 nucleotides. Its product is annotated as probable tRNA (guanine(26)-N(2))-dimethyltransferase 1. NCBI's taxonomy places the organism in Eukaryota, Viridiplantae, Streptophyta, Magnoliopsida, Lamiales, Lamiaceae. The record is from RefSeq and is a predicted model, not a curated record. Gene Ontology annotation, molecular function: tRNA (guanine) methyltransferase activity; RNA binding. Gene Ontology annotation, biological process: tRNA N2-guanine methylation. Gene Ontology annotation, cellular component: nucleus.
AUGGCAAACAAAUGCACAAGGAUUCAAAACUAUAAUCACGAGUUUUGGAGGUUGUUAUUGCGCUAUGUGUUGCUUGUGUUGUUUCCUCUUGGGAAUAACUAUACUACUGGUUUCGCAUUGUCAGCCUCUGGUCUUAGAGCUUUGAGAUAUGCUCGUGAAGUAGAGGGAAUUGGGAAAGUUGUGGCCCUGGAUAAUGAUAAAGCAUCUGUUGAAUCUUGCCGGAGAAAUAUUAAACUUAAUGGUUCAGUUGCAAUUUCAAAGGUGGAGUCCCAUCUUGUUGAUGCUAGAGUCUACAUCUCACACCCAAAAGAAUUCGAUGUGGUUGAUCUCGACCCUUAUGGUUCACCAUCUAUUUUCCUUGACUCUGCUGUUCAAUCAGUUGCUGAUGGAGGCAUAUUGAUGUGUACAGCAACAGAUAUGGCAGUGCUUUGUGGGUCCAGUGGAGAGGUUUGCUAUUCCAAAUAUGGAGCCUACCCAGUGAAAGGAAAAUAUAUGCAUGAGAUGGCUUUGCGGAUCCUUCUUGCAUGUAUUGAGAGCCAUGCAAACCGCUACAAGCGUUACAUUGUCCCUGUGCUAUCUGUUAAAAUUGAUUUCUAUGUGCGAGUCUUUGUCCGUGUAUUCACCUCUGCAAGUGCAAUGAAGAACACUCCUUUGAAGUUGUCCUAUGUUUAUCAAUGCUCUGGCUGUGAUUCUUUUCAUCUUCAACCAGUUGGAAGGAAUGUGUCCAAGAAUACCAGUGUGAGAUAUCUUCCUGGAUUCGGCCCUGCUGUUGCCCAAGAAUGCAGUGAUUGUGGGAAGAAAUACCACAUGGGUGGGCCCAUAUGGUCUGCUCCAAUCCAUGAUAUGGAAUGGGUUAAUUCAAUUCUUGCAGACAUGAAGUCUAUAAAGGAACGGUAUCCUGCUUUUAAUAAGAUCUGUGCUGUAUUAACUACAGUUUCUGAGGAGUUACCAGAUGUCCCCCUAUAUCUGAGUCUGCACAGUCUCUCUGCAACUUUGAAGCCCUCUGCAGUUAUGUUUCGUUCUGCUGUAAUUAAUGCAGGAUAUCGCAUAUCAGGAACUCAUGCAUGUGAGCUAGGUUUGAAAAGCAAUGCCCCUAUGGAUGUUGUAUGGGAUAUCAUGCGCUGCUGGAGUUGAACAUGUGUUGGUGAU